UCAAACAGCUUUCAGUUUUACCACUCCCUCUUGUUUAAUACAUAUGUCACUUUAUUUAUUGGUGCUAUUCAUGCAGAUAGACAUUCACUUCUAAGGAAUAAAAGGUCCAUAAUAAGAACUGAGCAGCCAAUCCCAGGUACGGAAUCUUUGGUGUCAAAGAUGACUUUAAGGAUAAUUAGCCUUGACCUCCUUAAGACUGAGAACAGAAGCCAUCAUCACACCUCUACAUAUACCAAUACCAGCCUUAUUUUAAGAAGAGGGCAAGAGUUCAAAUUUAAAAUAACUUUUUCCGAAGAGCUCACAAGUGAUAUUCCGAUAGAGCUGCACUUUUCGACUGGUACAACACCAUUGCUAUCCAACGGAUCUCUUGUACUAAUCAAAGUAAAUGCUGAAAGCACAAAAAAACAAUGGAGAGCAAAAAUUUGCGAGAGCAACGGAAAUGAGCAUGUGGUUGAAGUCUGUAGUCCCGCCAAUGCCAUUGUUGGAAUAUACUCUCUAUCCAUACUGACUGGGAGUACUGCUUGCUUCUACUCAACAGAUCACAUUUAUCUGUUGUACAACCCAUGGUGUGAAGAUGAUGAUGUCUAUAUGCCUAAUGAAGAUGAAAGACAGGAGUAUGUUAUAAAUAACACAGGUUAUAUCUUCAGGGGAUCAUACAAAAAUAUCAAAGCAAAGCCCUGGAACUUUGGACAGUUUGAAGACAAUGUGCUGGACUGCUGUAUGUAUCUGAUGGAUAUUGGUGGGCUUAAACCUUCAUCAAGAAGAAAUCCAGUAAUUAUAUCCAGAAAAUUCUCUGCCAUGAUAAAUUCAAAUGAUGAUAAUGGAGUCCUAACUGGAGACUGGUCUGGAAAUUACCCUGAUGGCACAGCCCCAGUGGCCUGGACAGGAAGCAGUGCUAUUCUGAAGAAGUAUUACAAGGAAAAGAAGCCUGUCCUUUAUGGGCAGUGCUGGGUUUUCUCAGGAGUUGUCACAACAGUGAUGCGAUGCAUUGGAAUCCCGGCAAGGUGUGUGACCUGCUAUUCUGCAGCACAUGAUACAGAAGGGAACCUGAGAGUUGAUGCCUACUAUAAUGAAAGUGGAGAGCCACUGAGUCAUAUGAACAAAGAUUCUGUGUGGAAUUUUCAUGUAUGGAAUGAAGUGUGGAUGAAACGGACUGACCUUCCCCAAGGAUAUGAUGGCUGGCAAGUGAUUGAUGCUACUCCACAGGAACGUUACCAGGGUAUCUUCCAGUGUGGCCCUUGCUCAGUGACUGCCAUAAAGAAAGGACAUGUAUAUCUGCCAUACGAGGGUAGCUUUGUGUUUGCGGAGGUGAAUGCUGACAAGACCAACUGGAUGGUACAUGAGUACAAUAUUAAAGGACCACACACCCUAUUAAAGGAAGAAAGAAGCUCCAUUGGAAAAUUCAUCAGCACAAAGAAGGUCAAUAAAUCUCUGAGAGAGGAUAUUACAUCUCAGUACAAGUUUGAUGAGGGGACAGAAGAAGAGAGGGAAGCGUACCAGAGGGCUUGCUCCUAUCUGAAUGCAGACAAUCCCUCCAGCUGUGAAAGAAGUGCGCCUGCUGUACAGGGAAUCAAAGUCAAAAUUCAUCGUGGCCAUGAGUUAUAUCCUGGAAAUCCUUUGAAUGCACUUGUUGAAGUUACAAAUAUAACAGAUGGGGACAAAACCGUGGAUGUUAUUAUUAGCUGCCAGCUACAAACCUAUACUGGCAGAAUAACUGCCAACUUGACAUCUGCUAGGAAAACAGUGGAAAUCAAAAAGAAACAAGUGGCUUCCAUUCCUGUAACCAUCGAAGCUGAUCUGUACAUGAAGUCUGUCAUGCAGGUGGAUGAUGAGCUUGCCAUUAGGGUUAAUGUGAUCACUGAAAUCCAAGAGCUAAGAGAGAGAAGCUUCAAGUCUCGCAUCAUACAUUUCCAUUAUCCACCAAUAGAAAUGGAGGUUCCAGAAACUGUAAAGACUGGUCAACAAAUCACGUGCAGGUUUUUAUUUGACAACACUCUGAAUAUCAAACUGGAGAACUGUGAAAUGAAUGUGGAAGCAUUAGACAUAUUCCACUUGCAACGGGUUGCCGAGUGGGACCUAAACCCUGGAGAAGCUUUGAGCUUCAGGAUUAAAUGCAGACCAAAGAUAACCGGGGAGAAGAAAAUAGUGGCUGACUUCAUUUCUACCCAGAUCAAAGGCAUCACAAUGGAGAAAAUAAUUCAUGUCACAAAUUAAAAAUAAAUUCCAGUAUUUUUGUGUAUCUUUAGGACCUGAGAUUAGUGAAAGUUAGAAAGCAAGUUAUUCUAUCAUCUCCCAAUAACAUUAUUCACAUAUAGUCCCUUGGUUCUGCCUUUCUCUCACAUUCCACUUAUCUGUGUAGAUUUGUGCUUUAGAUACACCAAAGUAGGGUUUCGGAUUCAGAAAAUGUUCUUAGCAAAGUAUUAAUGAAAGUGUAAGUCUAAGCAGCUUUCCAAUUAUAUAUGAAUGCAAUUGAAUAACAAAUAGAUCACUGAUUUUGAAGGGAUGGUUCACCUUUAAGGUAACUUUUAGUAAGGUUUAGAAUGGCCAACUUGUCAACUGGUCUUUAUUUUUUCAUUAUUUUCCCUUCUUCCUCAAAUAAAGCUCACUGAUCUCAGCA
This is a messenger RNA of Xenopus tropicalis (tropical clawed frog), 2617 nucleotides long. RefSeq names its product protein-glutamine gamma-glutamyltransferase 4. The coding region runs from base 160 to 2214 and encodes 684 amino acids. NCBI's taxonomy places the organism in Eukaryota, Metazoa, Chordata, Amphibia, Anura, Pipidae. The record is from RefSeq and is a predicted model, not a curated record. Gene Ontology annotation, molecular function: protein-glutamine gamma-glutamyltransferase activity. The transcript has 14 exons.